This is a messenger RNA of Mytilus californianus (California mussel), 3772 nucleotides long. Its product is annotated as cyclin-dependent kinases regulatory subunit 1-like. Gene Ontology annotation, biological process: regulation of mitotic cell cycle. The transcript is spliced from 4 exons. The record is from RefSeq and is a predicted model, not a curated record. Gene Ontology annotation, cellular component: SCF ubiquitin ligase complex; cyclin-dependent protein kinase holoenzyme complex. NCBI's taxonomy places the organism in Eukaryota, Metazoa, Mollusca, Bivalvia, Mytilida, Mytilidae. Bases 198 to 473 code for a protein of 91 amino acids. Gene Ontology annotation, molecular function: histone binding; cyclin-dependent protein serine/threonine kinase activator activity; protein kinase binding.
UGACUUGGUAUAGUCUAUAGACUAUAGUGUACAGGAAAAAUCAAAGAUAGAAACCGAUACUCAACUGGUGACUUAUGAUAUCACUUCCCUUUACACAAAUCUAAGAUUUAGUGAAAUUAUGGACGCUUUGACAGGCAUUUCCUAAGUUGGUGAAAAUGGUGGAUUAAUAAGUUUUUGAUGUUUAUCACAAGCGUGUGAUGCCAGUUGACCAGAUAUCGUACUCAGAAAAAUACUUUGAUGAUAAAUAUGAAUACAGACAUGUUAUACUGCCACCUGAUAUUGCUAAGAAAGUUCCAAAGAAUCAUUUAAUGACAGAAUCUGAAUGGAGGAAUCUUGGUGUACAACAGUCUCCAGGCUGGAUUCAUUACAUGGUUCAUUCUCCAGAACCACAUGUAUUGCUAUUCAGAAGACCUUUACCAAAUUCAACCAGUAUACCAAUGAAUGUUCAAGGAAUAGCUACAGCAGUACAGUAAUUAAUGAAGUUGACGUUGUCAGUCGGAUGAUCGAAGAUGGAGUGUUUAUAACCUGCAAUUUCCAAAGAAUUUAAGAAAACUUGUGCUCAUCACUGGAAAUUUCUUGUGCAAAUAUUAGAGAAAAGUCUAAAGAUGGGUGGUGACUUUUUUCAUUAGCUAUAAUUAGGAAACAAAAAAGAUGUUUUAGCUAGAUUAAUUGUUUUUAGAGGCUAUUGAAUCUGUUCCAUUUGAUCAAAGUCCAAAGGCAGUUUAAAAAUAUCCUGGUACAAAUCCUAGGUUGCUUGUAUUGGUUAGAAAUGACUUCUUGACUAAGGUUCUUAUUGCAGUUGUUAUUACCUUUAACUGCCUAUUCAUACAUUUUUAUUUCAUUUUCUGUAGUGUGAAUUUAAAACUUUUGUAUCCUACUUUUAUAGCAAAGCUCUUGUGCUAAUUGCUUUGUGAUUAAAGUAGACUGCCAGCAGAGUUAUGUUUUUUAUUUAUUGUUUUAAAUCUUUAGACUACUAGGAUAUUGCUGACUACAUAAUAAUACAAAAUAAAGUAAACUGAUUUUCAGUUUUUUGUCCUGGCUGAAUUCAUAGUUUUCUAAUUCAGUAGUCUGCUAAUUUCUUUCAAUAUUAACUGUAAAUAUCAGAGAACUACUUAAUGACAUAUUAAGGUUACCUGAAAGGAUAAGAAAAACUUUUUAAAAGAAACUGGACCUAAAAGAAGCAAAUUGGGAAGAUCAACAAUACUUAAAUUUUUAUGUCGCCUAAUAUUCAUCCAACCAAUGAACAGUAAGAAAACAGUUGUAAAGGUGUUAUAUCCACCAAGACUUAUUUAAUUUUCAUACUUUCCAUUCUUCAUGAAGAUUUCUGGUUAUGCAAUGUACAAGGGUCUGGAUGAGGUUUACAAAACAGAGAAUAAUGGACCAAUACUGCAGAAAUAUUUGCCAAAAGAAUAGAGAAAAAUGGCAUAAAAAAUAAAGAAUACAGAAAUGAAGAACACCCCAUCCAGACCCUCAUGUACAUUGCAUUUGUUAUUGGACCUAACUUGUGUUUAUGAAAAAGACAUCAAUGCAAUUGACUUUAAUUAUUUAAAAAAAAUGAUGUCUGUAAUUAAACUUACUAUAAAGUAAAAAAAACUAAAACCUUGUGCAUUUACUUUUUUAGAUAUUGUGUUUAUUGUUAUAAUGUUAGAGAGUAAGUAACAUUGUUCAUGUCUUCAAUUUUUCAUGACAAAUAAUGAUAUGUAUAAAACUAUUUUGGUAUUUUUAUGAUGUAAUAUUUAAAUUUGUAAUGUUGAAAUAUUUUUUGGAUUAAAUUGCUACAAAUCUUGUUCACCUUUUUUUCAAAAGAAUUGUUACAAAUGUUUGUUCUGGUACAAACAGUGUAUAAGGCCUUGUGUAGUUAUUUCGUGUUCAUGUUAAACGUUGUAUGUUGUUAUACACGUUAUAAGACCUUGUGUAAUGUAAUCAAAUUUGGCUUUUGUUUUCAUUAAUGAUAUGAUUAUUUUCUUCGUAAAUUACCUUGUGUCCUUUUAGUCAUAUUAGUCAUAUUUUUACUAUUUUCCUUUUAGUAAUUUUAAAGAAAACUAUGUUAUUAUAAUGAUUAUUAUUUUAAAAUGAUAAUUUACAUUGUGGUUUUAAGACUUCUUUUUAUGGUUUUACCUACACUGUGUUGCUGGUUAAAAUAUUCAAUGCAAAUGUUCUUGUGACAAAAAGCAAAAACAAAGAAAUAAUAAAAAGAAAUAAAAAAAUUAUACCAAAAUGUCACUUAUCAGAUUUCACUAAAGAAUAAAUUAUUAUUCUUAGAAAUUUCUAUAAAAUGGCCAAGUGACCUUUGUGCAAGUAGCUUGACCAUCCUUUAGAAAAUAGAUACUGAUUUGUCCAUAAUAAGAGUAAAGUAUGAAUUAAUAUUAAAAAAAUCAAACAAAUACAUACUUUCAUGCAUUUUUAUUAUAGACUUUUUUAACAGUGUUAAUUCAAAAACAUUUGAACUCCCUAUGCAUGGCCAUUAGAUUAAAAAAAAUCAUUAUAUUUCUUAUAAUCCUUUUUUGCUUUUUUUAUAUGUAGCUUUAAAAAAAAGGUGAAACUGAAGACAUUUUUUUUGCCUUCUCAUUUUAUUAUUAUUGUAUUAUUACUAACAUAAGAUUGUCUUUUAAAGAUGACGAUAAAAAAAAAAUCAACAGAAAUGUGACCAAAAGUAAAAGGGUUAAGUUAAGAUCACUUCAUCUUUGACUCGACACAUGAAAUUUCAGUUAUUAGCAAAGUUUAGCUUUCAAAGACAGAUAAUUAAUAACUUGUAAAGAAAAUUUAUAUACCUUCCCUGUACUCUUGUAUGCAUUUUUGGGUAAAGAUUGCAUGAAAUGUAAUCAAAACCAUAUGGUACUGAUUUGAUAUCAAUAUUUUCCAAGGUUUAUCAUUACCUUUGAUAGUUCAAACAAAAUAGUGCAGUGAAGUGAUCAUUAUUUAGAUCCUGUCAGUCAAUGUCAUGCAAUUUAUUGAUGAUAUGUUAUACUUUGAUAUUUGAUAUUUAAGUUACAAUAUGAUGUGUAUUUGAAUUACAAUACUUGUCAAGAAAACAUUUUAAUAUUAAAAAUAACAUAAGUAAUGCAUGGUGUAUGAAUCUCUUAUAAAAAUAGGUUCAACUACAAAUGUAAAAUCAUGAACAAAGAAAGAUAGCUCCAUCUAAAAAUUUUAAUUUGCCCAGCAAAAUAUGAUUCAAUGUUUUAUUUAAAAUUCUCAAAAUUGCAAAAUGAAAGCAAUCUUUACUCUUUCAGUGCUCACAAGCACUUUGAUUUAGACUGUACUACUUGAUAUAUACUUUCUGGACAUGCAUGAAAUUUUGCCAUUGUAUUUUUAAGAAACCAACAGCCCUAUUUUAACUGUGAAUUUACUGUCAUAUGAAAUUUACUUUGACACUUGAAUUGAUUUUACUUGCUGAAAAUACAUUUAAGUUAGAAAAGCAAUAAUUUUUGUAUGUUCAUAAAUGAAUCUUCCUUAUUUUGUUAAUGUUUGUAGUUUAUUGAGGUAUACUGAUAAUAAUGAUCUAAAUGUUUAAAAAUUAAUUGCAUUUACAUAACUUGCAGUGUUUCUUCUAUGGAAAAAUUGUUUAUUGUAAAAACGUCAACAUUCAAGUAUUUCCUGUACUAGUGCAUGAUUAAGAGUUUUAAAAAAAUUGUUAAGUUAAUUAGAAAGACAUUCUGAUAUAAAGAUGUUUUUGAAGUUUGAAGGACUUCAGGUUGUGUUAGUUUCAGUAAUUUGUAAAUAGACUGUUAUUUUAUUUCAUUUUAUCUCAUUCAAUAAAGUAAUUUAUUGUUCA